Messenger RNA from Zymoseptoria tritici IPO323, 1681 nucleotides. RefSeq lists its product as uncharacterized. The record is from RefSeq and is a predicted model, not a curated record. The annotation marks the transcript as partial. The transcript is spliced from 3 exons. Lineage: Eukaryota; Fungi; Ascomycota; Dothideomycetes; Mycosphaerellales; Mycosphaerellaceae.
AGAUGGCCUUCUCAAGAGUGACCACGAUCGGCGCGCUGUUCGGAACGCUGGCCUUUGCGCUUCCACAAGCCUCAGACCACUAUGGAUCACCAGAUCCGAUCUCGGUGCCCGAGUGUCCUCCUCCAAACGCGGGAGUGCCUCUCGAGAGUUUCAUGUCGUACUCGAUCGAGUUCAGUUCGUUCCCGGACUUUGCGGGUAACCUCACUUCACCGAACACUUUUUCAGAUAACUUGCUCAGCAAUAUUGCGAAGUAUGCGGGCUCCAAACCCCAUAUCAGAGUCGGGGGCAACACCCAAGACUUUCCCUUCUUCGAUGAGUCGCUUGAGGUGGCCUUCGUGGGCGUCUUCAAUGAAACUUUAUCCGCGGACUACCCUACGACAUUGACGAUCGGCCCUGCAUACUUCGAAUCUUAUCUCACUUGGCCGCAUACCAAGUAUGUACACGGUUUCAACCUGGGCAAGAACAGUUCGAGCUUCAGGGCCAGUCUCCUCAAGUCCGUGCCCUAUGCUUGCAAGGCCCUCGGUGAUGGCAGGUUGCUUAACUGGGAGCUCGGCAACGAGCCCGACCUCUUCCGCGAGCAGUCUGUUCGAGCGAAUACAUGGGAUGAGUCAGAGUACGUGCAAGAGUGGCUGUUUUGGACGAGAGCUAUUCGGGCUGAGCUGGAGAAAUCCUGCCCCGAGCUUGGCCAUCCUGAGUGGUAUGCUCCUUCAUUCGCCGGAACAGGGAACAACAGCCUGGAUCCAAGCACCGCCUGGGCGGCUGGCCUCGAUGAGGAUAAGAACAUUCCCAUCAUCAGCUCCCACAACUACAUCAGUGGAGCAAUGACCCCAGGCGUAACACUACAAGGCACACUCAUGAACCACACCUCCAGCGUCGAGUCCAUCGCCAAGCAACUCAACGCCUCAAGCCUACUGCACAAUCUCGCUCCGGGUACUCCGUUCAUCCUCGGCGAGCACAACUCGCUCUUCAGACAAGGCCGCCCGGGUCUCUCAAACACUUUCGGCGCAGCUCUUUGGGCCGUCGACUUCAACCUCCUUUGCGCAGCCAACAAUAUUCGCCGCGUGCACAUGCACAUGGGCACCAACUACCGCUAUCAAUCCUGGCAGCCAAUUGACACCGACAAGGACUCCAUCGGCACAAAAGCUCCUUAUUAUGGCAACGUUGCAGUCGCCGCAUUUCUCGGUGAUCUCACUUGCAGUGCCCCAAGCGUUGUCAACAUUCCUCUGCCGACAGAGCUCGAGGCGGCGUACGCAGCGUACGAGGAAGGAGAGCUGCAGAGCAUGAUUGUCAUCAAUCUCAAUGCUUACAACGCCACGGACUACAAUGCAGAGUAUAUCACUGGUUUCCCGCGCCCUGUGCAGACGUACAGUUUCGAUUUGGGCGUGUCUUCGGGGGGGAAGGAGAUAUCUCUGCAGCGCUUGAUCGCAAACGGGAGCGAUGCUAUCUCAGGCAUCACGUAUGAUGGGUACAGCUAUAAUUAUGAGUUGGACGAGGGCAAGCCCGUGUUGCUCCAGAAUGUGACGAGAGGAGAGACCGUUGCUGUGGAUGGGAAUGGGAAGGUGAGCGUCGAGGUGCCGUGGAGUAGUGCGGUGGUGAUGAAGUUUUGAGUGAGCCAGCUGUGCAAUAGGCCGGCAGAUAGAGUAUGUGCCCGUGGAUAUGCACGCCUAUUAGGCUAUCUCAG